Molecule: messenger RNA, 636 nt
Organism: Esox lucius (northern pike)
Lineage: Eukaryota; Metazoa; Chordata; Actinopteri; Esociformes; Esocidae
Exons: 3
Coding region: 1-636 (211 amino acids)
Source: RefSeq, a predicted model, not a curated record
AUGGGCGAUUGUGAAGGGGAGAGUGGAGCUGCUAUGGAGCAUAGCGGUACAGGUAAGGGCAAGGCAAGUAAGCAUAAGGACCGGGAUAGGGGAGGUACGAAAGGGGGUGGGAAAAGGCCGGACAGGGCAAUGGAGGGAGAGGGGAACAAGAGACGGAAAUUUGACAGUAUGGGUAAUGGUAAUGGCGAUAGGGGAGGAGAGAGUAGUGGGGAGGAAGAGCCGGGAGUAGAUGGGAUAGGUAUAGGGAACAAGGUAGUGCUGACGUUUGUGGAGGGUGGGGGUGUAGGGGGGAUGAGUCCAAUGAAACUGACGGCUGCAAUCCACAAGGAGGUGGGUGAGGUGGUGGGGGCUAAAGUGGUGAAGGGUGGGGAUUUGGUCAUAGAGUGUAAGGAUAAGGAGCAGAGAAAUAGGGCCUUGGAGGUGAAGCAGGUAGUACGUCGUAAGGUAGGGUCGAGCCGGGUGGAGACUCAGACAGGGAGGGGAAGAGGUGUGCCAGGUGUGGGGGAGAGCAUGAUUAUGGGAAGUGUGGGGAUGGUGUCCAGCCAACCUGCUGUAACUGUGAGGGUGCACCCAUACGGAAAUGUAAUAUAUGACAUAUAUGUCCCUAUAUCGCCAGGGACACACUCUCGUAACUAG